AUGGUGCCUGUGGUUAUUGUCCAGCACAAAGAGUUUGUUCAGCACAAAGGAAAAAUGAAGCUGGUGAGGAACCCCAUACCGCCAGUUCUUCCAUACCCACAUGAAGUCAAUGGUACCCCCAUGUAUCUCUACGAGGUGGCCACCGAAUCUGUCUGUGAGUCAGCAGCCAGACUUCUGUUCAUGAGCAUCAAGUGGGCCAAGAGUGUCCCGGCCUUCUCCACCCUGUCCUUACAAGACCAGCUGAUGCUUUUGGAAGAUGCUUGGAGAGAACUGUUUGUUCUAGGAAUAGCACAAUGGGCCAUUCCAGUUGAUGCUAACACUCUACUGGCUGUAUCUGGCAUGAAUGGUGACAAUACAGAUUCUCAGAAGCUGAAUAAAAUUAUUUCAGAAAUACAGGCUUUACAGGAGGUUGUGGCUAGAUUUAGACAACUCCGUUUAGAUGCUACUGAAUUUGCCUGUCUCAAAUGCAUCGUCACUUUCAAAGCUGUGCCGACACACAGCGGGUCUGAGCUGAGGAGCUUCCGGAAUGCCGCUGCCAUCGCCGCCCUCCAGGACGAGGCCCAGCUCACCCUGAACAGCUACAUCCAUACCAGGUACCCUACACAACCCUGUCGUUUCGGAAAACUUUUAUUGCUUCUACCAGCUUUACGUUCUAUUAGUCCAUCUACAAUAGAAGAAGUGUUUUUCAAAAAGACCAUUGGGAAUGUACCAAUCACAAGACUGCUUUCAGAUAUGUACAAAUCCAGUGACAUAUAAAUUUCCUUAAAACAAACGAUCAGGACGGACAGUUUGAGAAGAACUUUUAUCUAUGGAGAAUAAGCCUCAACUAACAAAAUCUACAGGAAGCAUAAGCCUGGGAAUGUUUAGCCUUUAAACCCAUUGACAAAAAAAUACCCCAGUAGAUAUGAUUCUGCUGCUCUGAACAGAGCGAUUUAGAUCAUGGAGAGAAUGCUUUGUUCUACAGAAAAAGUGAAAGUGGUUGGAAUUUGGCUGCUUUUCCUGUUACUACAGGAUGGAGGCAAUUCAGAUGCCAGUCAUAGUUAACAAAGACUGUGCUAUUCUCUCAUUUAACUGGCAGAUCUGAGACGAAAUGUGAAAGAAGGUACUUUAGUUUUGUUCAGUAUUUGGAACUGGGUGACCAAACUUGGCUUCUGUUGUAACGCGAGAUGCGGUGGCCUUCAGAACUGUUCUAAAAGUAGCCUAUGUUGGUAAAAUGUUUUAAUACGAUAGGCAACAUUUAAGACCAGGUUACCAAAACAUUGCUUCUGCAGUAAUACAUCAUGAAGUGGCCUUCAGAACUGAUUAAAAAGUAGCUUAUGACAGCAGUUCCAUUCUUCCUGCAAAAUAAAACCGGUGAUCUGUGAUGCAGAUGUCACCAGAAUUAACAUCUCAUGACAGAAGAGCUUUAUACAACUCCCCAAUCCUUCUCUCCUUCUUACACACACGCACCCAUCCACACAGCCUCUGGCAAAGAGUACAAGUCAAGGAAGGAAGACAAAAACAGCAAAACCAAAUCCAAUGGAGAUGAUUGCUUCAGUGACCUGCUGGCUGUUCCGUUGGCACACUGCUGAAACCAAAGGCAACGGCAGCCAAACUCUUUGUCAGUGAGAUGCGCAGAGAAGUGAAAAUGACUGUAAAGACACCAACGGGAAUACUUUUAUUUCAAGGAAACAAAGUUGGUUGACUGAAACGAUGCUAACAACUUUUGAAAGUCUCCAAUGCCUUUUUAGAAAAUUCCAGGUUCUAAUUUUGAAGCCUUGUUCACCUACACCCUCUUACACACAAAAAUGUUAUAAGCUGCUUAUUUGAUGUAUGAAACACGUAGAAAAAAAUUAAAGAUAGCUGCUGUACUUUUCAAAAUUUGAUUUGUUAUUAGAAACUAGCACUGAGAAAAAUCAGCACUUGGACUAUCAUAGAAUGAGUAAAACUUUUCUGUACAAAGUGGAUUAACUGAUUUGUGAAGUUAAAAAGUUGUACUCAUUGUAUUUACAAAGAAUAAAAAUAUAUUGAAUUUACUUUUCACUGUCCUUUUAACACUUCUCCUCUUGUUUCUGGAGUAGCAUCUUCCACUGUACCCUACUUACCAGGGAACAGAAACAAUCUCUACUAAAGUGUAUUGCCUUAGGUAUUGUGGGGGGUCUCCAUCAUCAGAGGUUUUAAAGAACAGGCAAGACAAACAUUAAGGGAAUAACUCAGCUACAGGUGAUGCUACCUUCAUGCAAAGGGACUUCAAAGUCUUGCACAGAGCUGUUUUCUGUAGUCCAUAUAUAUAUAUAUAUACUUAUUGCAAGGUUUCUAACAUUUUCUUCUCAAGGAUCUGACAUACAGCUUUUUCUGGGACAUACUUCUAAACAGAUGAGAUGUCUAACUUGUGUAAGUUUUCCAUUUCAUGUUAUUUCAGUUUUCAGUAUUUGUGAGUUUGAUUGAUGAGUACAAAAACACUGCUUCAACUAAAAAGAUUCGGGAGUUUUAUUACGGUGUCCAAUUGUGUUAUCAAACCAAAGAAAAGGGUAAGAAACUUCAGUGCACAGGAUGAAACUGGCAAUAGAAGGAAAAUAAAACACACUGUUUGUAAGGCAGUGAGUAACCGAAGACUGCGCACAUUAAAACGGCAACUGGAAACAUAGUGUAUAUCGACAGCUCAUUCUUUGUUGGUGUCAAGAAACACAGACCAGGACUGAAAUCCCAACUCCAUGGGAUACAGAAGUCAAAGGUUUUCCACCCCAUCUCUGUUAAGUCUGAGAGGUCUCACAUUCCAUUCUUUCCAAGACAGCAGGACCAUUACAUGUACAAGACUAGUUUUCCAAUGAGUCAGGUAAGACAAACUAUGGACUACAGGACUUUGGAACACCCUCUGUAUGAACCAGCACGGAGCGUUUGAGAAUGCAUUUUUACCAUAGGAUGAGGUGAAUUUAUCUCUUUAAAAAAAAACACCCAGUGAACACUUAAGAGUUCUUUCUGCACUUACAACAGAUUUUACUAUUUCUUGCUCUACACUAAAAUAAACUGAAGAUUGCAGACAAUUAGUUAUUUCCCACCCUUGUGACAAUACAGUUUAUGAGUUGAAAAGGCUGAGGGCACUGCUGUUCAGAACCAGUGACAAAAUAUUCAUUUCAACAAGUCUCCUGCUGUGCAGCAAUAAACAUGAACUGCACCUAAGAUGUGAGGUAGCUGCACACUGCAGUAUGCUAUCCAGUCCCAGUCCCUAGAUGACUAAUCUCAGACAGUGUUUCUCCACAGAUUGCACAGCAGCAGAAUCACUUACGCUACACCAGAACUAGCUAGCUUCAAAGCACUGACACUCUGGAGAAAUCCUAGAAGCCAGUGCAGAUGCCCACUGUAUCCAAGAUCCUGUCAAUUUCAGAGGUUGUAACAACUCCAAAAUCCUUGCUACACUUCAGAAAUACAAGAAGAACCUACUGACAUCACGUAUGCAGCUCUUCCCUCUUCAGCUGUGAUUUUUUUUGCCUGCACCAGAUGAUAAAGAUCGUAACAUCGUCUUUUAGGGAUAUGACAGAUCUACUUCGAUUUCAGAAAAAAGCUUCUCACAGAAAAGAACGUUUGAGAACAGAAAAAGAACACCUGAUUAUGUAUCUAAAUAAUAAAACUUCAUAUACAUUUAAUCUUUCAUUCCCCAUUUUCAAGAGUAACUCAGCCUAAGUGUAAUUCAACAGCAGCAGGGAAUUUUAUAAUAGAUUGCUUUGCCUUAACUAGAACUAUUUGAAAAGCUAGACUAAAAAGUUUGACACUCAAAUAACUGAUUUUUGCCCCCUUCAUACAUACCAAAGACCAUGCUGAUUCUAUCCCACAGUCCUACCCAUGGAAUCAAGCAUCAAAACUUACACAACCCACUUGCAACCCAGAGCUGUACCACUAGCAACUAGUAUGUUUCCCUCCAUUCCAGAAUCCAAAAAGAAAGACUGCACUUGGUUGUAAGCAACCAGAUAAUUUUUGUUGAUAUAGUCAGAAAUGAAUUCUUGUUUUAUUGCAGCCACAAAAUAGAAUGCUUAAAGACAAGUGUUCACUGAUACUACACAUAACCCAGUCAGCCCACCGAUAUUUUGUCAGCUCAAGCUUUCACAUCCAGAAUUCAAUACAAAUGACAGAGUAGAAGUUUAAAAUGAGAUUAACAGUCUUAUUUAAAGAAAAUUAGUAACUUUGCAUGUUUGUAGCAUGUUCUCUACAUAGUGGCAGAACAGAGUAUAUUUUUAUAUAAGAAGGAAAAAGCAGCAAAACCAACUCUAAGCCAACAUGCACUCAAAUUGUUUAGAACAUGCACUGUUAAGAACACAAAACAUUGGAUCAGAUUUCUAGUGUUCUUGAACCGGUUUUCAAGAGCACCUGGAUAGGUAACUUCCACAUCACAUUUCAGAAUACUAAGAAGGCUUUUCUAGCCAUAAAAGCAUUUAGGGAGAAAGAUUAUUUCAGUGCUGUUACUUGCAAACUCAAGUUUAGGCAUUCAUAAUCUGCAUUUCACCGUUGGUCAUAAAAGCACAAUGUUACAGCCUUUCUUUCUCUUAACAUUCAGGGAAGUGAGCACACUGCACAGCAUGCUUACAUGACUCUGUAUCCCUCAUGGCAGUUGCAGAUCAGAACCACCUUAAUCUUCAGCUAUAAGACCUAAAAGCCCUAUGAUAGGUUAUGUCAACAUUGCUUUCUCUGCAGAAUGGUAUAAUUUUCAUGUAAUAGCUGAAUCUAGAUUGAGGCUUCUCAUACCAAAUGAAGAUGUAGCCUCCUUCAAAGUUUAAUGAAGCCACGUAUCUGUUGACUACCAUGAACAGGGCUGAACAAUGCUGGAACAACCUUUAAUACUUUCCACAUUUCAUAACGUGACAAAAAGGAAAACACCAUUCCCAUUUAUAAGAGAGGGAAGAUCUGGGGAACUACAGGCCAGUAAGCAUCACCUUUGUGCCUGGGAUGAUCAUGGAGCAGAUCCUCCUGGAAGACAUGCUAAGGCACACAUAGGAUAAACAGGUUAUCUAAGACAGCCAGCACAGCUUCAGCAAGGGAAGGUCAUUCCUGACUAACCUAGUAGCUUUCUAUAUGUGAUGGCAUCAGUGGACAAAGGGAAGGCAACUGAUGUCAUCUACCUGGACUUCAGCACAGCCUUUGACGUGGUUCCUCACUAACAUCCUCAUCUCUAAAAUUGAGAGAUACAGAUUUUAAGGGUGGACUAUUUGAUGGAUAAGGAAUUGGUUGGAAGUCAUAAACAGAAGAUUACGGUCAACUGCUCUAUGGCCAGGUGAAGGCUGGUGACAAGUGAUUUCCUCCAGUGGUCUUUCUUGGAACUGGUGCUCUUCAACACCUUUAUGAAUGACAGUUUUUCACUGCGAGGGUGGUGAGGUGCUGGAACAGGUUGCCCAGACAGGUUGUGGAUGCCCCAUCUCUGAUGACCCUCAAGGUCCCUUCCAACCCAAGCCAUUCUAUGAUAACGCUGGAUUGGUGAAUGCCCAUAUCCAAGGGCAUUACAGGGUUAGCUGUUAGGGGCAAAGCACUACCUUGCA
Molecule: messenger RNA, 5504 nt
Organism: Lagopus muta (rock ptarmigan)
Lineage: Eukaryota; Metazoa; Chordata; Aves; Galliformes; Phasianidae
Gene: NR2E1
Product: nuclear receptor subfamily 2 group E member 1
Exons: 6
Coding region: 1-756 (251 amino acids)
Biological process (GO): cell differentiation; negative regulation of transcription by RNA polymerase II; anatomical structure development
Molecular function (GO): nuclear receptor activity; RNA polymerase II cis-regulatory region sequence-specific DNA binding
Source: RefSeq, a predicted model, not a curated record